Messenger RNA from Danaus chrysippus (African queen), 7245 nucleotides. Lineage: Eukaryota; Metazoa; Arthropoda; Insecta; Lepidoptera; Nymphalidae. The record is from the annotation of a GenBank genome assembly.
AUGAUGCUUAGGCUGCGUUCAGUUGCCAGUGAUUCUAUAGUAAAUGGUACUCUGGCGACAAUAAUACAAGAACCGGAUGAUGCAUACGAUGCUGCUCAGUAUUUUAUUGAUGAUGUAAGGGAUCCGUGGAACGAAGAUGCCCUGGACAGAGAGCGUGUGUCCCAGCAUGCUCAGCUUCGCGAGCUGGUGGUUCGUGGAGAUGCUGCGGCCUUGAAGACGAGACUGACUUCCCUAGGAACAGCUGGUGGGAUUGUCGCCAACUUGACACCUGGUGGAGCUAACACCUUGCUAUAUGUCGCUUCGGAGCUAGGAGCAACUUCAGCUGCAGCUGCUUUAGUUGCAGCAGGUGCUGAUGGUCGAGCUCAUCCUGUUACUAAAUACGGCCCGCUGUAUAUAGCUUGCUACCACGGACACCUGGACAUAGCUAAGCUACUGCUGCAACAUUUCCCAGAAGCCGUGCAGCAAGAGACAGUUGAGAAAUGGCUGCCUCUUCAUGCGGCCUGUAUCGGGGGUCACCCAGCGCUGGUGACGCUGUUGUUGGAGUACAACUACCCUGAACACUUGCUGACUACCUACACGGACGCCUCUGGUAAAUGGCAGUACCGUUUUCCGUUUGACGUGAAUGCUCGAGACGCGAGCGGUCAGACGGCGCUGUACGUCGCGUGUACCCUGGGCAACGCGGCCGUCGUUGACGCGCUAUUGGAGUUUACAGUACCAGUAUUCACAAAAGGUGAUGAUCAUUCUCCCCCCACCCCAGUUCCGUCCCCCGCGUCGGUGGUAAGUCCUCAACGGAGCGGCAUCUCCCUCGGGAUCCACGCCAUCGUGAGCAAACUAACAUCUACCAAACCGAUCACUCCGUGUCCGGAGCAGGGCGUGCAGCGCGUCCGUCCAGUGCGCGUGGAGGCGUCGCGCGGCGUGGACAGCUGUGUGGCGUGCGCCGCGCGGCUCGGACACGCGCGGGUGCUGAAGAAGUUACUGGCGGCGGGCGCCAGGGCUGACACUAGCGCUAUGCCUCCACAGGACCUGACAGAUAGCCGUGACAUUCGACGUCGUUCGCGCAGCGCGUCCGUAGCCCGCAGCAGAGACUCUCCCUCACCGGGGCGAGCUAACUACAACGAUGAUCAGGGACCCUGGACGGCGUUGGCAGUAGCUGCUCGCGCCAAGAACGUCCAAAUAGUUGAGAUGUUACUGGCGGCAGGCGCUACGGACCCCGGGGGCCGCGCGCUCAGAGAGUGCGCCAGACACGGGCUGGCGGAUCUAUUGGCGGCGCUAUUAGCUACCAGGGCAUAUCCGGAUCCCGAGUAUAAAAUCAACAAGUCAGUACUAAGCGAGCGAGUUCUAAAAUCCCGGGACGUUGACCCCGGGCUGUCUUACCGGGCCAAGUGUCCCAGCACAGCGGUUCUGAUCAAUUGGAGGGAGAUGAAGGCACAUCUAACACAUAUCAAGAUGAGUUGGGUCCGUACAGCCGCCGCCCGGGUCAACCCUCGUGUGUCUGUUCCGGGGGCGGCGUUGCUCGCUCUCACUAGGCUCGAACUAGCUAACAACGAGCUCCGGGUGCUGCCCAGAGAACUGUUCGGAUUGAUCAGCUUAAGAUAUCUGAAUGUAGCUCAAAACAAGCUGGAGCGUCUGCCGACUGCAGAAGAUCCCUUCGACGAAGAAUUGGAGAACAGAAGUAGGAAGGCGAGGAAAGUCAAGAGAUGUUCUGAUGUUUACACCGGACCAGUACUGCAAGAACUAUACUUACAGGAUAACCGUUUGGAGGAGCUGCCUCCCGAGCUGUUUUCGCUACCAGCUCUUUCUAGUCUGGACGUGUCCAAUAAUAAACUUCGAGCUCUUCCACCUCAUAUAUGGAGAGCACCAGCCUUAAGGGACCUCAACGCAGCACUCAACCACCUAAAGGAACUGCCCACUGAUGAUGGUGUAGUGGAAAGCAAGCAGUCUCCAUCAGAGCCUUCCCCGGGCGCUUCGCCUUCCGUGCCAUCGGCGCCCUACAGCUUUGAACAGAAAUCAACAUCUCGCAGUCCAUCCAUCGCGAGUGAAUCGUUUGACGAUGAAGAUAUCCCGGUGUUGGGCAACAGGGCGGGACAUGCUGUUUCAUCAGAAGUCCGUCGCGCCCACGAGUGGCGCGGCGCCAGGGCUCCUUCCCCCGGGGGCGUGUCCCCAGUUUCUGGCAGUUGCCUGUCAUCCCUCAACCUGGCUCACAACCAGUUCUCGUGCGUCCCCGCAGCACUCGCCUGCAAAGCACCAGCGCUCACCAGACUUAAUAUGGCGUACAAUAAUUUGAGGUCAAUGUCCUUCGUGACGUCAUAUCCGACCAGCCUGCGUCAGUUGGACCUGAGCCACAACGAGAUCACCUGCUGGCCGAGUCUGCCGCAGGUGGAGAGUUUCGGUAGUUCAGAGGGGGAUCCCCUCGCGUGUUAUUGUUCAAGCAGGCCGGCUCGCUCCAGGCCAAGAUCUACGGGCUCCGUGAGGUCGCAGCUGAUGAGCGCCGCCUGCGCUGCCAGGAGACAUCUACGACUGGAGGGACUGAGGACUCUGAUCCUGGCUAACAACAUGUUGACCCGCAUCCAGUUAACCACUGAUGAUGACGGCUUGGCAGCGGCCACAGACACGGCGGGAGAUGAAAAUGAUGAUGAAUGGAGUCGUAACGGCAGCGUGAAGGCCCGUCUGCUGUUCCCGCUGCUGUCCAUGUUGGACGUGUCGUGUAACCUGCUGCGGGCCGUGCCGCCCGCGCUGCACCUGCUCACCAACCUGGCCGUGCUCAACCUCAGCGGGAAUAAAGAUAUAACUGAUCUUCCGCCGCAAAUGGGUCUUUUGACUCGCCUAUGGAACUUGAACACCGUGGGCUGUUCACUGCAGGAGCCCUUGCGGUCCGUGGUCCGAGGGGGGCGAAGCCGCAGCGUUGACGUGGUGGGUUAUCUACGCUCCGUAUUACAAGAGGCGAAGCCCUACACCAGGAUGAAGCUUAUGGUAGUCGGAGUACAGGGUAUAGGCAAGACCAGUCUCCUAGAGUGUCUGCGCCAGGAGUCACCGAUGCACCUCCGCCGGAAGCCCAGUGAGCACUGGGCGAAACGUAUGGGCAACAAGUCAUCCAGGCGUGGAGUGUCAACGGUGGGCGUGGACAUUGGAGCAUGGGUGUACGAGCCGCAGAGGUCCACGCGUGGACCACUCACCUUCAGGACGUGGGACUUCGGUGGACAACAGGAAUACUACGCAACCCACCAGUAUUUCCUAUCCCGGAGGUCACUGUACCUUGUAUUAUGGAAGGUAACGGAUGGACGCGCCGGGCUGGCCGGGGCCUUGCAAUGGCUGAGAUCUAUACAAGCCCGCGCCCCGGGCUCGCCCGUCAUCAUGGUUGGAACACACUACGAUCAAGUUAGCAAUAGUCAGUCGUACGACAGCGAGAGCCCGGCCACCCUGCAGCGACUCAUACGGGGAGCUAUCAUGGCGGCUCCCGACGCUGAUAAGCUGGGGCUGCCCAAGGUCAUGGACUCUAUAGAGGUGUCGUGCAGUUCUCGACAUAACAUCAAGAUCCUCGCUGACAUCAUAUACUCCGUCGCGUUCAGUGUGAAGCCUCCAGGUAGCAAGGAACCUCUAUUAGAACAGCGAGUCCCAGCUACAUACUUGGCGCUAGAGGAAUGUGUGCACGCACUUGCUGAGAGGGCGGAGCCUGUGCUGAGGAGGGACGAGUAUAGGAGAUUGGUGACCCAGUACAUGCAGCAGAGGAACCUGCGGACCUUCCGCGACGCUGCGGAGCUUCACCAGGCAACCAUGUUUUUACAUGAGAAUGGUGUUCUCCUCCACUACGACGAUGCGACCCUCAAGGAGCUGUACUUCCUGAACCCUCAGUGGCUGUGUGAUGUACUGGCUCACGUGGUCACUGUGAGAGAGAUCAACCCAUUUGCUACCAACGGUAUAAUGCGUGUAGAGGACCUGUCCCUCGUGUUCAAGUCGUCCCCGGUGCUGGGUGGCGGGGAGGAGGCUCGCUCGCUGGCCGUCUCGCUCCUCAACAAGUUCGAGCUGGCUCUGUGCUGGGACGCCAGGUCGCUGCUGGUGCCGCCGCUGCUGCCGGCCGCGGAGCCGAGGCAGCCACAGUUGUUCCUCAAGUCUCGCGCGUGGCCCGGCACUCCACGUCGCGCCGCUCACCUCUCAACGUUGAGUGAGGCGCCUCAUUCUGACUCACCGGGACUCAUACACGACAGCCCGAUAUCCGUGUCGUGCCGCUCGGGCGGGCGCGCUCUCCGCCGCCUGUUGCUUCUAUCGUACGUGCCGCGCGGGUUCUGGGCCCGGCUGUGCGCGCGGGUGCUGGCUGACCCAGCUCUGCCGCAGCACGCGCCAAGACUGUACUCAGCACCGCCUGAGUUGGAGUUAGAUGAGACAGUAACCAAGGCGUUGGAGUUAAACUGGGGCUGGAAACUCUGGAAGACGGGCCUCAAGCUAGUGUGUGGAGACCUGGAGAUGCUCGCGAUGAGGGAGCUGAGGCCCAGAUACGACCCGCUGCUGGGGGCUGUGGGGGACGAAGACGAGCCUGAUGAGAUGUACCACUGUAUCAGGUUCCGCGUCCGUCAGGAGGGCGCGUGGUGCGAGCUGGACGUGCAGUCCUCGGCCUGCGUGGAGAUCCAGCUGCCGGCGCAUGUAUGUGUGCUAAGGAGGGACUCGGGCAUGCCCGUGGCGGGAUGUCAGAGUUUGAGCCUGGAGCCUAACCCGGAGGUGUUGACGAAGCUGCUGGCGCUCAUCUCGGACCACGUGGACCUAUUGCUAGAGGACUGGUAUCCAUCGCUAGGCACACGUUUCGUUCACACGUCAGAAGGCAGAUGUCUCAUAACUCGCGUGGCGCCCUGCCCGGCCUGUCUCCGGGACGCUGCUGACCACGACCACGCCCACAACGCCCACCAUUAUGACCACGAUAACGACAGACAUAUGGCACAAGUGUUGGGUCGUCUGGAACUAGGGGCGGAGCGCCGGCCGCGCGGCUCGCAGGAGUCCCGGACUUCGGACGGGGACAGCGGCGUGGGCGCGGACUCAAACACGUCCUCUCGCGUGGGUUCGUCGGAGGGAGUGAGCGCGGGCCGCGUGUCCGCCACGUGUUGGACCCUCGAGGAGUGUGUCCUGUCCGCCUGCACCUCCUCGCCGCUCGUGUGUCCCAGACACCCAGAGGUGCAACUGGCGGACGUCGCGCCAGACACGCUGUUAUUGGACGUGGAGGAAGAGAAGCGAGCUCGUUGGGAGGAGGUCUCCCGGAGCGCCGUGGCGGGUCGCGGGGCCUUCGGGACCGUACUGACGGGCGUGUGGCGGAGGAGGGGCGCAGCCCUACCCGUCGCCGUGAAGGCCCUGCAGCCGGUGGCGCCCCCCGCACAUACUGAUGUACACGCGUUGCAGGCCUAUAAGGCGGCUGUGUCCCGCUGGGAGCGUGACCCGUCCGGCGGCGCGUGUCGCUCGUACUGCGGCCUGCGCCAGGAGUUAGGCAUCUUGUCCCGUCUGCGGCACGCGCACGUGCUGCCGCUGCUGGCCGUGUGUGCUGCACCACUGGCACUGCUGCUGGCUGUCGCGCCGCAGGGGUCGUUAGAGAGCGCUCUUCGUCGGUACCGUGGGUGUGGGGCCCGAGUGGGGCCUAGAGUCGCUCGGGCCUUAGCCCUACAAGUGGCGCGGGCCUUGGAGUACCUACACGCACACAGGGUGCUCUACCGGGACCUUAAGUCUGAGAACGUGUUGGUGUGGUCACUGCCGGCGCCCGAGGAGGCGCGCGCGGCUGAAGCGGAGGCCACGUUGAAUGUACACGUCAAGUUGGGAGAUUAUGGUAUAUCCCGGCUGGCCCCACCUUCGGGGACCAAGGGCUUCGGCGGCACCGAGGGGUUCAUGGCGCCCGAGAUCAUGAGGUACAACGGAGAAGAAGAAUAUACGGAGAAGGUGGACUGUUUCUCAUACGGCAUGUUGCUGUACGAGAUCUUCACUCUCCGCCAGCCGUUCGAGGGUCACGAGGCGGUCAAGGAGGCCGUGUUAGAGGGAGCCCGGCCGCCGCUCACACCGAGGGAGCUACAGUACCCUGUCAGUAUGCUCGACAUGAUGCGUCGUUGUUGGAGCGGAGCCCCGGAGCUUCGCCCCUCGGCCGCCGCCCUAGUCGCUCUAUGCGCGGCGCCCGAGUGCGCUUCACUGAGGGACGCCGCCGCCGCCCGGGCCUCCAGACCAGUGACCGCGUCGCCGCUACGACUUGAAGACGGGGAGGGCUGUGAACUGUGGUAUGGAGGGGCGGAGCCCGAGAGACUGCACGGCCUCAUGAUCAGUCAGGAUCGGUUCAAGAAACAUCAUACAUUGAGAGUUCCACCCGACGAGUCUUCCCCGGUACUAGUGACGGCCUUGUCCCGGGCAGGCCCACGGAUUUGGGCGGGCGACUCCGUAGGGCGGGUGUUCGUGUACAGCGCCUCUACUUGCGAGCUGCUGUGGAGCGCCCGCGUCACUGAGGCCGUGGGCGGAGCGCCCGGGGCCGUGGCCGCGCUCAUACACCUACAACCACUGCCUAGGAUGGCGCUGGCAUUGGCUUGUGGCAGAUUGUUCCUGGUGUCUUCAGAGCGACCUGUUCCAGAGACAAGUUUCGUGUUGACGGAACUUGGAACAGCGACGGAGUUAUGUUGCCUGGCGCUGGUCCCAACAACGACAUGUACGGAGUUAUGGGCUGGCGGUGAUCGUCUGUAUACCUACUCCUUAUCCUCCGAGGGUGUGUCAUCAGCUGAUAGCGUGGACGCACCACAACCUGGACCCCUCACACUACUGGCAACCGCUGGAACCGUGGUCCUAUCAGCGUGUAAGACUGACACGUGUGUGUACUCGUGGUGUGUAAGGAGCAGGCGCGUGUUGUGUCGUUUGGACUGCAGUAAACUGGCUCCUUGCUCCGAAAGCCUUCAGUCCAUCGCCAUAGAAGAUACACCAGGGAGAGAGAGAUGCAGGGUGACAGCGCUAUGUUCCAGCUCAUCCCAAGCGCUGGUGGGUACCGCGUGGGGUUGUAUAGUGGUCGUUGACCCCGCUACCCUCAGACCGAUCACAGUAUUCAGGCCGUAUGAGGAGGAGGUUCGCGCUAUAGUGUCUCUACCCUCACUGUCGGCCGCGGAGGACGGGCCGCUAGUGGCGACGUUCGGCGCCGGCUACAGGCCACUGUUACAGAGAUACGCGCCCGCACAGUCUAACAAUAGCAGCACUUACUCCGGAUUCUACUGUCUAUUAUGGAGGGCUCAGCAUUGGCUACCAGAAUGA